This is a messenger RNA of Labeo rohita (rohu), 5008 nucleotides long. RefSeq names its product pre-B-cell leukemia transcription factor 4 (gene pbx4). Gene Ontology annotation, cellular component: nucleus. Lineage: Eukaryota; Metazoa; Chordata; Actinopteri; Cypriniformes; Cyprinidae. The coding region runs from base 983 to 2368 and encodes 461 amino acids. Gene Ontology annotation, molecular function: RNA polymerase II cis-regulatory region sequence-specific DNA binding; DNA-binding transcription factor activity, RNA polymerase II-specific. The record is from RefSeq and is a predicted model, not a curated record. The transcript is spliced from 10 exons. Gene Ontology annotation, biological process: embryonic organ development; brain development; animal organ morphogenesis.
CGGCUCUUUUGUGCGCGAUGAUGACGUAUGGCCUCGUAUGUAGUAGCGCUCGCUCAGAGGGGGAGAAAGAGCCGCCGAGGAGGGCAGAAACACAAGAGAGGGGCAAGUCUUUCUACGACAGCACCGCGGCUUGGGAACAAACCAACUGAGUCGAGUCGGCUGGCAUGGAGCUGAGCGUUGCCAUUCUGAGCCGUUUCGAGCCGUCCAGCUAAUUUCGCGCAGAGCCGGGAGGGGGGCAGUUUGCUGUUGGUCCCGGGGGUUCGUGGAGCCCGUAUGAAUCUGUUGCUAGCAGCGCUCGAAUGCUAGUUAGCCCCGCUGCUAAGCAGCUAGCCAACACUGCGAGUCAAUUGUGUCGGAGAUCUCGGAAUUACGCGUAAAAGCGGUUACGCUCAUCCGCCGCUCUCGGGAUUCGUUUUGACCGUUGAGCUUUGGCUUUUUUCAAAGUGAGGGGACGCUAAUAAGCGAACGCUAGAGUUUCCAUUUCGAUUUAUUUUCAGCAGAGAGUUUUUUUCCUCCUCUCUAUUAGCUUGUUAGCCGCUCUGGUUGGUUUAGUCCAGCUUGUUAGUAGUGUCUGAGAUUUCUACUGUAAUAGCUGUCAGCGACAAGAGCCCGCAUAUUGUUCGCAUAUUUGUGGACAUGAAUGAUUUUAUCGCGGACCGUGAGUUGUUUAGAGAAGCGAUAGUUUGAGAUGCCGCGCUUGGGAUACUUCAUGUUUCCGCGGACGCUUUUAUUUUCUUCUUAGACUGCUUUAGACAAUACUAGAUUUUUUCCCUCUUGUUAUCCGCCUUUAUCCAUCCACCGCGCGUCGUUUUGAUGUGGUUAAAGCCCACAUUUGAGUCGCACUCUCAUUGUUUUCUUAUCUAGCGGUGGUUCGUUCAGCUCCACGUUUGUAUUCACGCCGUUGGUGGUACAUGGUCGCUGAGACAGAGCGCUGAUACACGCUUUCAUUGGUUUGCGGUGGGGAGAUUCGGCUUGAACUAUUAUGGAUGAUCAGACCCGAAUGCUGGCUGGCAUGGGCGGACUCGGCGGACUCUCGCAAGCCGACGUGGGUGACCCCGAUUCGGUUCGGAAGCAGCAGUCCCUCGGUCAACCGCAGCAAGACAUAGGAGAUAUUCUCCAGCAGAUCAUGGCCAUCACCGACGAGAGCCUCGACGAAGCCCAGGCGAGAUGCUGGCCAGAGGAGGCACCGGCGCAGUGGACCCCACAGAGGGAGGGGGAGCUGGGGGGGAGCACAGCAGGGUGUGCCCUGCCGCUCAACUUCCAGCACAGAAAACACGCACUGAACUGCCACAGGAUGAAGCCGGCUCUCUUCAGCGUUUUAUGCGAGAUCAAAGAAAAAACUGUGCUGAGCAUCAGAGGUGUACAGGAGGAGGAUCCUCCAGAUCCCCAGAUCAUGCGUUUGGAUAACAUGCUGUUGGCCGAGGGAGUCUCUGGACCCGAGAAGGGUGGCGGAUCAGCGGCAGCGGCCGCAGCUGCAGCGGCGGCUGGAGGAUCACCCAACGACGGCAGCAUCGAGCACUCCGACUACAGAGCCAAACUCGCACAGAUCCGUCAGAUCUACCACUCUGAACUAGAGAAAUACGAACAGGCUUGCAGUGAGUUCACCAAUCACGUGAUGAACCUGCUGAGGGAACAGUCCCGCACACGACCUAUCUCGCCCAAAGAGAUCGAACGCAUGGUGGCCAUCAUCCACCGCAAGUUCAGCUCCAUCCAGAUGCAGCUCAAGCAGAGCACCUGUGAGGCCGUCAUGAUCCUUCGCUCUCGCUUCCUCGACGCCAGACGCAAGAGACGCAACUUCAAUAAGCAAGCCACAGAGGUGCUGAAUGAGUACUUCUACUCUCACCUCUCCAACCCUUACCCCAGUGAGGAAGCCAAGGAAGAGUUGGCCAAGAAAUGUGGGAUCACUGUCUCUCAGGUCUCGAAUUGGUUUGGCAACAAGAGAAUUCGGUACAAGAAGAACAUUGGUAAGUUCCAGGAGGAAGCAAACCUGUACGCCGUUAAAACAGCCGUGGACGCUGCCAAUGUGUCGGCACAGGCCAGCCAGGCAAACUCUCCAGCAACACCCAACUCAGGGUCAUCUGGGUCAUACACCCUCUCUCACGCAGGAGACGCCUACCUCGGGCUGCGUUCACUCAACGGGGAUGGCGUCAGCGUCACUCCUGCUGUGCAGCAGCAGCAGCAGCAGCAGGUGGAUAUCCUGCACCGUGCUACACACCUGAUGGCAGGCUAUGAAGAUCUGUCAGGAAGUCCUAUUUACACCCCACACCGUCUAGAUGCUAACAACAGCUGGCAAGACAACACCAACCCUUCCUCCAUCACCUCUCCACCAGGACCACCUGGCAGCAUCCACUCCGACACCUCCAGCUAAUGUAGCUCACGCUACACUCACCCACACACACACACACACACACACACACACACACACACACGCACACGCACAGAGCAUCUCAUCAUCCACUCUCGCCCGUUCUCUCCUGCUGCUCACAGCUUUCGUCCUUCACUAGCAGAUGUCAAAGGUCUUCCAUAGUCCUCGUUCCACUUUCUUCAAAGUGUGCCAGGGUUCACACGCUGAACCAGACUAUCUGAAACACACACCCAAGCGUGCUCCUUGAGCAAAAGACGCAGAGAAACACAUCGUCAGUCCACAGAGGUCUUCACAAAGGGUGGAUGAUCUACAAUCCACGCCCAACUCCACGUUACCUUUCCAGUUUCGACUUGUCACAAUGGGGAUUACGCAACAACUCCCUCCUUGCUUGUACCAAAGUGCUGUCAACGGUUGUUGCACCUUCCGCUCGUCGAAGAACAACCUCAGACAACUGAACCGUGAAAACGCCAUUCUGUCCGCUUUUUACGAUAUUAUUUCCAAUCACUGCUUCCGACUUUCUCACCAAACAAUCUGUCAUUGUUCAACGUUGUGUUAAGCACAAAUCCUGUCGAUAACGCUUUGAGCUGGUGGUUGGACGAAGAGGAAUCCAUCAGCGUAAAGGUACGCCGGACAUUUGAACACUUUAGCUGAUCGCAAGAGAGUUCGGAGUGAAACAGCUGCAACGUGAAGCGGAGAGUCCAACGGUUGAUACGCGAUCGGCUACUACGCGUUGACCUUGUUUUUAAUAGUUUAGCUACAGUACUUUUUGUCCUGCAGCCUUUUCUCCCCCCCACAAAGAUGCACCAGCCACCAAACAAAAGACUCGACACGAACUCUCAACCUCGCGUUCGGAAAGGGGGUUGGACGGAUAGCUGGAGUAUUCGUUUGGAUUGGGACACGGGUGGGAAUUUAGAAAUAUUUUUAAAGGGAAAGAAAAAAAAUAUUCCACUGUCUUCCAUGCAUGUAGGGUGUUGAGAUGUUUUAGUGAUUCCAUUUAGCCUAACUUUUCGCUUUUUGUUUUUUUAAAACGAAAAAAUACUAUAAAAGGAGAGGGUGUGAGUACAGACCAAAUAAACGAACGAACGAACGAACGAACGAACUUCUCCAACGAAAACUUCAUACUGCCCGUACUUCGUGCCGGUGUUUGAUUUCUCUAGGAUUUCCGUGAUAUUUUAAUCGCACGUUUUCACAACAGUCAUCCGUGACGCGAAAACCUUUCUGAGGAGGCCAUAGCAAUUAAGCGAUAAUUCCGACGGCGAAGAUGCGUUACAAAUAUCGAGGAGGUUUUUUUUUGGUGCGCCGUGGCCUCUCACGUUACUGUGUUGUGUGUACGGGUGUCUGUUUUUUUAAGGGUUGGGUUGUCUCGUCACUCACUCGUGCUUUUGAACUGAUUGUAUUGUACGUGCAAUUGAAAGCACCUGUUUCUUGGUAAAGCAUGCUGUCUUUUACUUUUUUUUUUUUUCUUUUCUCCUUCUGUUGUUGUUGCCUACAAUUUCACUAAACAAGGAACUCUGUUGUUUUGUAAUCAGUUAACAUAGCCAAGCAACAAGGGCUUUUCUCCUUUCAAAUUUAACCAAAAAUAAGCACUGGAUGUGUUGUGAUUUGAAACAGAUGGACUAAAGUUAGUAGAGGAACAUCAAGUGAGUUUAUAUUUACUUUUUCCAGACAAGUCGUUUGUAUUCCCGGAACUUGUUUUGCUGUUUGCUUCUUUUCUUUUCUUUUUUUUUCUUCCUCCUUCCUUUAGUCGCGGAAGCACCAGGGCGUUUUGAUAUAUGAAUGGAAAUUCUAUAUAUUACACAAAGGACUAAAUAACGUUGAAAUGUAAAUUGGGGUUUUGUUUAUAUGUACACAUGGAAAAACAAACUCUGAGGAGCUUUUCAAGCUAUUAUUGUGUCCUCUAUAGAUUACUGUUAGUUAUAAACAUUUCAACUAAUGCUAUUACUACACCAAAUUUCUUUGUUUUCUUUUCUAUCAGUCAUCUAUGGAUGUCACUGUACAGAUUGUGGAAUGUUUCAGUGUAUUUUCUCUUUUUGUAUGCUUUUAUUUUCGUUUUUUAUCGCUGGGGGGUUUUGGAUUCGCUCACGAGCAAGAGUAAUAUUUGUUAGUCUUUGUAAUAUUCAUUUUAGCGUUUCAGUUACACUUUCUUUGGAUCGGGAGUCUCGAGUGUUAUUUUCUUUGUGUGGUUUUGUCAACGCCGGUAGCGUUUGUUUGAGGUGCUGUGAAAAUCCACUCACACUACUAAAUUGAUGGAAUAAACGCAUAAGCUAGGUAACGUGAUUUUUAAACACUACAUAUCUUUAGUUUUUCCCAAAAGUGCAUCCAUUCGGAAACUGAGGUGGAUUCCGCAGCACCGUAGCAAAUGAUGUCGACGUUUUUAAUCCUCGAUUUUUAUCAUUAUUUUACUAGAAUUGUAGUACACGCUUCCUUCUGUAUUUACCAUUCUCUCCCUCCUCUCUACCUCUCCUCUCUCCAUUUCACUUGUAUAUAAACCCCACCAUUUUCAGACUUGGUAGUCUGUAUAAACUCCUUUUAUACCUCAACUUUAGAACUGUUCUAGUGAGAGAGAAAAAAGAAAUAUGAGAAAAUUGUAGUGUUCCUUAUUAGAAAAACAAAAACUAAUAAAAUAAUCUAGUGUGCUUUUGA